AUGGACGACAGGCGCAUUGACCUCGGCAUACUCACCACAGACGUGUACAAAAGCUUGGAUGAGUUCGAUGUCGAUUUCACCCAUGUCUGGAAAAAGUACGCUCGCGUGGCAAGAGACAUCGAGGACUACGAGGGGGUAGAGGGGCUUUCGGGGCAGAUCAUCCGCAGCAUGUACAUCAAAGGAGCUUCUCUAACAGCUCGUCUUGCCAAGACGUGCAAGACCCACAAGAAUCCAGUGACGUUCCGGGCAUUGCAUUGUAGCGCACAGUAUUCCUUCGCUGGGCUAUCCAAGUGGGUAUCGGGAGUUCUUCGAAGACAUCUUUCCGAUCUGCCCUGGUUGGUCCGCGAUGCUGUCGAUGCUGCGCGGCAUCUUCGUGGCCGCCACGCUGCGCCAGGCACCCGCUUGGCGAAAAUUGACAUCAAGGACUACUUCAUGUCUGGGUCCAUGGACGAGUUAAUACAGGAUGCGACGUCUCACAUGACAGGCGCUCAGAAAGCACUCGUUCAGCGUGCUUUGCAGUUACUACUUGCGCAUCAGUACGUGUCAUCACCACACUGGCCAAACCACAGGCACCAAGUCGUUGUGGGCUCUGGCAUGGGAUUGAUCCAUUCUGGGGAAGUGGCAGAUGUGGCCCUUGCAAACCGUUUAGAAUCCUGGGCGUGCUCGCAAUAUGUACGCAUGCAUUUCCAGGUAUCUGUUUACAUGAGGUUCAAGGACGACAUUUUGAUUGCAUAUCGUGACUUUGCAAAGUUCAGUGCCUUUCUUCGUAUCAUGCAACACCGAUCCAGAUAUUUCCGUUUGGUUUUGGACGAAGGGCAUGUCAAGGAGUCGCAUUGGCUCCAACUGUCGGUUUGCAUCGCAGGAGGAGCUUUUUCUGUAAAGCCAGCGUUUAAGAUCACAACUUUGACGAUCCCACUGGCGUCAACGAGUGCGCACCCGUGGUCUGUGCACCGGUCCUGGCCCAGGGCCAUGCUCCAGACCAUGCUAGCAUUUUGCAGCCACACCAGCCAGGAGAAGGACGUCAAACUUGAAUUCAGAAAUCGGCUCACCAACGCAUGCUUCAAUUCAUCUCUGUUGGAGGGUAUUUUUCCCAGGAGCCCCCCGCGCCCAAGGGAGACUUGCACCCCAGUGUGGUUGAUUCUUCCGUUUCACCCCCACUGGUGUAAACUAAUCGCUAAAGCAGUUAGCGUUUUCAAUUCCAACCCUUUUUUCCAGCGAAUGCUGGGCGAAUCGGGCUUGCAGGUUUCCCCCGUGAGGGUGGCCUGGCGGAGCUAUCUGCCAUCUCUUCGGGGGCGGAUGGCUUCGGACAGGGCCCGAAAAAUCAAUAAUUUGAAUGAGAUUUUUCGCACUGAAUAUGGCUUCCAUGGAGGUUGGUUGGGGCGGUAG
Messenger RNA from Prorocentrum cordatum, 1386 nucleotides. NCBI's taxonomy places the organism in Eukaryota, Dinophyceae, Prorocentrales, Prorocentraceae. The record is from the annotation of a GenBank genome assembly.